Molecule: messenger RNA, 2023 nt
Organism: Moneuplotes crassus
Lineage: Eukaryota; Ciliophora; Spirotrichea; Euplotida; Euplotidae
Source: the annotation of a GenBank genome assembly
AUGGAAAGCUUCAGACCUCGGUUCCAGAAGUCAUUCUCUGAAAUUGAUGAAGAAAUUGCACCUAAUUUUAUCAAAAUCCAAACAAAGCAGUCCAAGAGUCGAUUGAAUUUGCCCAGAGAGAAGUCUAAUUCGUCUAAGAGAUCAGCUGCUCUGAACUCUCUUAACAUUAUUCAAAAGAUAAGAAGUAACUGAGAUUUGAAGUCUUUGAGGGACAAGAAAAAUCCUGGUAAUGAACUUCAGCUACCGAUUAUCUCUAAAAACCGCCCUGAUUUUAAAAGAAGGGAUAACAAAAUAGCUGAUAAAUAACAGUUUCGUAAUAAAUAAAGAAUUUAUUCAACAGAUAAGGAAUGCGAAUAUGAAUAAAAUCUUUCCUAAUGGAUUUUCAAGUUGUUCUUCAGAUUCUUUGGUUAGCAAGGAGGAGCAGACUAUUGAAUCAAGACACUCCUUAAAGCGCGAUCAAUCUAAACAUGAGCCUGAGAAGUUAGAUCCAACUAUAGAGACACUAAAAGACGGAUUUGAUUCAUUCAAUUCUCGGAGAGAAAGCACAUUACUAAAUAGUCCUCAUCAACCUCGACCCAACGAUUUCAAUUUCAUUGUUCCAACAGAUCCUUGGGAGAAGAGGAGAAGCAUUAUGCAUAAUUUAUCUGAAAAGAGACACAAGAAAGAAUCCUCAAUCAUCGAGGAAAGUUCCUAUAAUCAGAGUGUCUUAUCAGAGAUGAAAAAGUCACCUAGAACACGGAUCAGAGAUGCAACCAAACUAAGCAUGUUUAAUACCAAAAAGUUGAUAGAAUCCCCUCUAUUUAAUAACAAAAGUACCCAGAACCGCUUGUGAAAGCGCAAAAUGAGUUUUUGGUACAAACUUGAUAGCAUUAGGAGGAAACCUCAGAUAGAGAUCUCUAUGAGCGGAAUAUUUAAGAAGAAAAAGGAUGAGGUGAACUUAAAUAUCAGCUCUUGCAAACUAAAUACUUCAGAACGGCCUAAGAUUGAACCUAAAAUUUUGCACACUUGUCAAGCAAAGAAAUCCACCCUAAAACCUUCAAAAAUUAAGAGACCUGGAAAGCUGGUUUAUACUAUCAAAGCAAAUUCAGAGCAGAAUUAUCAUAAAAUAAGCACUAGGCUUCAUUAUAAGCGAAAAAUUAAUUUUGAAUUAAAACCAUUACUCAUAAUCUAUUAUGACGGAAUUCUCGGAUUCACUAGAAAACAGAGAUUAUAUGUCCGCCCAAAAGUUGACAAGUUUCUCUCUAAAAUGAGCAAGAACUUCCAAAUAGUUAUUGUAAAGUGAGGAUCUAUCUCUGACUCAAAUGUUAUACUGGAUACUGUAUUGAAGAAGCAUCCAAUUGAUGCGUUUUACUGACUUAACCCUAAUACCUCUGAUACAACAUUUGUAUUCUUUGAUCAAAUCUACAAAGACUUUAAAAUUCCUGCUAAAGCUGUAGACUCUCGGGUUCAUUGACUAACAUCCCUCAACGUGGACGAUGCAGAGUACUCAUCAAACAUGACUGAGGAAGUACUAUUCAACCAGCCAUUCCAAAAACACAAAAUCACCACACAACUAAACAUCAGCUGCGUACCUCUACCAUCAAAAACCUACUCUCUUCUCCCAAAAUGCCACCUUCUUAAAUAACUUCCAAUCCGACACUACCCCCAAACCUCUAAACCUCAGCCUCCCCACUCAUCCCUCACCUUCAAAAUCCCCCCUGCACAGCUCCUUCUGCACUACACUAAUCUACAGUCACUUGCUCUCCCUCAGGCACAUCAGGCAGUCGCUCGCUCCUCAACCUGCACAACUACACACCCUCCCCUCCAAACCCACCGAUCACGACCAAUUUCCCUGCAAAUAAAUCCUCAGAUUUCUACAAGAAACUUCUAAAAGCCAACAGUAAAAUCAAAGCCUCCAUCAGUUCGUACCAGUCCUAUGUGAAAACGAAGAAACCAAGAAAAGUUAAGAAGGAAUUAUGGGAAGAAUAUGUAGAUCUUAGGAAGGAAUUCAGACAUUUUAUUAGUUAAUAAAUUCCUUUCUCAA